UCCCCGAUGAGCACAACUUCCUUCAGAAAGCGGAUACACUUUUUUGUGCUUAUACUUAUCAGUCCCGAACAAUUUUAUGAGAUUUCCUCUCAUAAAUAAUCGCACAAUGCGAAUCAACGCUGGUCAACAUGUUCGUGUAGUUAGUAAAAUAGUGAUCAAAGUUUAAGUCCGCCGUAAUACAUUCAUUUUCACCCUCCAAUUCAGCCAAAUAGCGAGCAAUCAACUGAUCAUUAUAUUUAAUGAUGAUAUUCAUGAGCGGUCGGACCGAAUGGAGAAGGCAGUUUUGAAUGGGCCAAGUUUUGUCGAAGCAGAAUGUGGCAUUCGUCAUCAGAGGAUCCAGUAGGCAGCUGUGCAGAGGCAGAAUCCAUGAUGCACCAUUUGGGGAGUCCUGUCUUAAAGGGUGAAGUGAAUCAGAAAGAGAAAGCGGAGUAUGCAGAUCCCUUUGCCCCCUCUCUGGGGCAAGAGCAGUUUUUUGGGAAGGUGUUUUCUGAUAUCAUGUCUGAAACCGUAAAGUACAGUGAUGAUGAUCACAAAACAUUCUUUUUGAAGACACUGAAUGAACAGCGUUUGGAUGGAGACUUUUGUGAUAUUGCCAUUGUGGUAGAAGAUGUAAAAUUUAGAGCACAUCGCUGUGUUUUGGCUGCCUGUAGCACGUACUUCAAGAAACUUUUUAAAAAACUAGAAGUUGAUAGUUCCUCUGUUAUAGAGAUCGACUUUCUUCGUUCUGACAUAUUUGAGGAGGUGCUGAACUAUAUGUACACUGCAAGAAUUUCAGUAAAAAAAGAAGAUGUUAACUUGAUGAUGUCUUCAGGUCAGAUACUUGGUAUUAGAUUUUUGGACAAACUUUGCUCUCAGAAGCGUGAUGUUUCCUCUCCUGAGGAAAGUGUGCAACAAAAAACAAAGUUUCCUUUUGAUACUAGUGUUAAGAUAAGUCGCCCACUAAUCGACACAAGUGACAACCAAGAUGAUGAAGUUGAAGAAAUUGGAGACCAGGAUGACUGUCCAUCUGAUGAUACAGGGGCUGAUACUCCACCCGCACAGGAUGAAGGCAAAUCGCCAACUCUAAGGGUGCAGGAAGCCAUUUUGAAAGAACUUGGAAGUGAGGAAGUGCGGAAGGUAAAUUGUUUUGGCCAGGAAGUGGAAACGAUGGAGACUACAGAGCCAAAAGAUAUCAGAUCCCAAACCCCUCAACCUUUGACAUUCAAUGACAGCAUUAGUGAAGUUAAGGACGAGCAACAUCCAGGCUGGUCAACGGCAGCUGCAGACAUGAAGUUCGAGUAUUUGCUUUAUGGUCAUAGAGACCAAUUCGCUUGUCAUGGAUGUGGCAAAACCUUUACAGAUGAAGCACGAUUAAGGAAGCAUGAAAAACUUCACACAGCAGAUCGUCCAUUUGUUUGUGAAAUGUGCACUAAAGCCUUCACUACUCAGGCUCACUUGAAAGAACAUCUAAAAAUCCAUACAGGUUACAAGCCCUACAGCUGUGACGUUUGUGGGAAGUCCUUCAUUAGAGCACCUGACUUGAAAAAGCAUGAAAGGGUCCAUAGUAAUGAAAGGCCAUUUGCCUGCCAUAUGUGUGAUAAAGCAUUCAAACACAAAUCCCAUUUGAAAGAUCACGAAAGAAGACAUAGAGGGGAAAAACCUUUUGUCUGCCCUUCUUGCACUAAGGCUUUUGCAAAGGCUUCUGAUCUAAAAAGGCAUGAAAAUAACAUGCAUAGUGAACGAAAACAAGUUGCAACUAGUGCCAUGCAAAACGAAACUGAACAGUUACAGGCUGCAGCUAUGGCGGCAGAAGCCGAACAACAGCUGGAGACUAUCGCUUGUACCUGAAUUCCAAAUAUUUAAUGUACCUACGAAUAAUUUUAUGCACAGACAUUCAUCUUGUAUAUAAAAAAUAUCAUAGUACAACAUGCUUACAAUUUUUGAUGUUUCUUUUUCUGAAAUUAAUAAAAAAGAAACCUAUGUUGUUAAAAUAAUGUAUAUAUGUAUAUACAGCUGUACUUUGAGUGCCAUUUUAAAAGAUUGACUUUUCAGAAUGAUUGCAAAAGGCUGUUUUUUUCUCACAAAACUAAAUUAUUAUAUUUUGAAGUCCUGUCUGCUAAGGUUGAGCACUAGAAAACUGAAAUCCUAAUGAGGUUAGUUUUUCAAGGCAUACCCUAUGGAUAAUGUUAUGUUUUUAAAUAUAGUCUGUUCCAUAGAAAGAAGAUGAAAUUCAAUUAUAACCAAACUGGAUCUAAGUUCUGCUUCCUUUCUGACUUAUUACAUACAGUGGUAACAGCAGAAAAUCCUGGAAGUGUAUUCUGCUUUCUAGGUUACAGAUUUUAUCACUAAACAUUGAAACUGAAUAGCCUUUGAAUGUCUCAGUAUAUUUUAUUGCCAAUUUAAAUUUUGAGUCAGGUUCUUAGGCAUGUUCUCAGGCGAAAUCCUGAGAAGGUAUAGUUUUUUUUCUCUGUCCCCAAUAAACCGAUCAUUUCAGUUACAGAUACUUUUAUUUAAUUGUACAGGCUUAUUGUCUGUGCUUCAUUCAAUUGGUUCCCCUCCCCUGCUUUACAGUUGGUUGCGUUCACACAUUUAGCUACUGUACUCACAGCUGCUUAACUCUAGUACUCACCCUUACCAAACCAUCAGUGUUAAGGAUGCAUUGGUACAACACAAUGCAGGUAAGCAUCAUGAAUGUUUAUGUUAAUGCCAUCCUCUGUCAGUCCUCUCCUUAUCCCUUGACAGUGCAUCCCCACCCUACUCUUUCCAGGUUUUGCUGAUUAACCACAGCAUAGUCCUUUGCCUGAUGAUCCUUGUUUUGAUAAGUUUUAACCUGGAAACAUAUUAAGGACCAGGUAUCAAAGAGAAGAGUUUCUGUGCUGGACAUCUGCUUAUUCCAUCAUAUAGCAGACUUUGUAAUCUUGCUUUCUGACCUCAUACAGACUGCAUUUAACAUGGCAUGGGUGUGGACUCCAUUUCCAACCUGCCCAUUAUGCAUUGUAUUGCUGCGGUACCUCUGCCCACUAGUACUGGCCAUUUAACAUGGCAGCACUCACUCACUUCUGAUAGAAAGGGCAGACAACAAUGACAUAAGCAGAUGCCCUCCUCCUGUCCAUUCAGCAGACUGUAGUUAGCCUGGGUUUGGAAAACUUUCCUUUUCAUUAGGAAAGGCUCUGAUGGUGCAGUAUUGAAAGUAGCAGGUGGCUGUGUAUGUGGCAGUUGGCGUUCUGCAUUUUCUAGUGUCCCAGUGGCACUGUAUGUUGUCAGUUAGAGUUCUGUAUUUUCUAGUGUCAAAAACCCGUAAUUUCUUACAAGCACUAAAUUUAUCAGUCAGAGUUUUUUGUUGUUGAAAAGUUUUAAGUAAAAUAAAAAAAGGUUUUAUUUGUA
Molecule: messenger RNA, 3363 nt
Organism: Protopterus annectens (West African lungfish)
Lineage: Eukaryota; Metazoa; Chordata; Ceratodontiformes; Protopteridae
Gene: ZBTB14
Product: zinc finger and BTB domain containing 14
Exons: 5
Coding region: 313-1827 (504 amino acids)
Biological process (GO): regulation of transcription by RNA polymerase II
Cellular component (GO): nucleus
Molecular function (GO): RNA polymerase II cis-regulatory region sequence-specific DNA binding; protein binding; DNA-binding transcription factor activity, RNA polymerase II-specific
Source: RefSeq, a predicted model, not a curated record